AUGUCCGUGUCCAUGUCCGCUUCUCUCAGCCCGAGAUACUCGCCACGCCACCUCUCUGGAAAUGGCUCACCAGCCGACGACGAAGCCAUCGGCGACGAUGACGACUCUCUUCUGUUCAGCGAGGAGCCCGACGGAUGGAAAUCGAUGACUUCGUCGAUCAAGAAUCAUGUUUACUUCGGCGGUAGACGAUAUCACCGAUACCGCGACGGAAAAUACCUGUUGCCUAAUGACCACAUCGAGCAAGAGAGAGAAAUCGUCAAGCACGAUUUGAUUUCGCUAUUGAUUGAAGGUCGAUUAUUUGUUGCGCCGAUCGGAGACCGUCCACAGAGAAUCCUCGAUCUUGGGACGGGCGUGGGAACAUGGGCCAUCGAUGGCUCCGAACUACAGAACCGUCAGGAGAGUCAGUUCAGAAGAUAUGGCCGGGUAGGGCUUCGCAUUGCGCGUUAUGCGGCCGGACCAACGCUCGGCUUCGGCUUUUGGGGUCUAGUCGAUGACUGCAAGGACAUGUCCGAGAAAGAAGACAAAGUCGCUUCAGGUGUGAAAUGUGUCAUCGGAUCUAUCGGGACUGCAAUGGGAGCCGGUCUCACUCUGCAUGACGGGUGGAUAAAGGUGCAAGAAUACUGGGGAAAGGUCAAUGCAGUUGGGCUGUAUUACCUCAACGAUGGUGCUGGCGUCGUCAAACGCGAUCUCGAGCUUCUCGAGGAAAAGAUGUCCUCGGCCUUGCGCUCAGAGGUUCGCCACAUCGGCAACUGGGAUGGCACCAGCAUUGGAGACGUUUUCAAAAGGGACGAUGAGAAUACAACCUACCCAGUUUUUGGAGCCACCAUGAACGGCAUGGAUCUUCAUUUUACGGUCACCGGGGGGGAGGGCAACCGCACCAAUUUCCGGAUCGGAUACGGCCCUGGACCAGAUACUGACAAGAACACGCAACGCCUUCGCCGACGAAACGUCCAAUACAACAAGCAGUAUUUCAGCAAGGGUGGUUUGGACUUCAAGGUGGAACAAACCCACCUUGACAAAGAUCAUGUCUUCAUGGUCCCCGAGAGACAAGACGACUUCGAUUGGUUGUAUGAACAAGUCGAAUGUUACAUGACGAAUCACGCCGGCUUUGGUUCGAUGCCAAUUUCCAACCCACUGGCCGACUUCCUCCAGACUUUGCUGUCAGACAUCAAGGGCCUAAACUACCAGGUUCUCAACACCCUGGCCAAAAAUACUAUCGCAGCAGGUGCAAUUGCUCCAUUUGGCGCCGACACUCCGUCUAUGAUUGGAGAGAUGGGAGUGGAUUACGGCAUAGUCCCGGAUCCUUCUUGUACCACGGAGUUGUAUAAGAGGGGAACUCUCAUAUAG
Colletotrichum karsti is the source of this 1347-nucleotide messenger RNA. RefSeq lists its product as uncharacterized. NCBI's taxonomy places the organism in Eukaryota, Fungi, Ascomycota, Sordariomycetes, Glomerellales, Glomerellaceae. The record is from RefSeq and is a predicted model, not a curated record. The coding region runs from base 1 to 1347 and encodes 448 amino acids. The transcript has 4 exons.